AUGGAGGCUUCAGAUGAAGAGCUUUUUGAAGAUGCAAGAGAUUUCUUUGACAAAGAGCCACAGCUAAAUUUUCAGUCUGCAGAAUCGCACUUAGAAAAGGAGACAGACACUUUGCAAGAUGUUUCUUCACCAUAUGACAUGUUAGUGCAAUCAAUUGGGACCAAUUGUGCAAGACUUGAGUGGAAAUGUCUAGACAGCACAUCAACGUUUGAGCUGAGGUGCUCCAGCAGUACAUCUUUAAGCAUCCAGACCCUUCCACAGAAUUAUGCAGAAGUGUCAGACCUGUGCCCAGGCACUGAGUACACAUUUACCGUGGUUGCAAUCUCAGAGAAUGGAAACCAGAGUUCAAGCGCCAAAGUGUCUGCAUAUACAAAUCCAAAUCCACCGGAAGGCAUCAAGGUUAAGAAUCGUAGUAGUACAUCAGUUACUGUAACUUGGAAUCAACCUGCCUACUCAGAGAAGAAGUAUUAUUUGAUUUGUUCCCACAAGGGUAAAACUGUUCAUGAAGAAGAAACAGAAAGUAACACACUUGUUAUCAAUAACCUGAAUCCAGGAAAAAAAUACUCCUUGCAUAUUGCAACAGUACUUAAAAAUGGCUGCAGAAGCAAGGAAGCGUUGUCAUUUGUCAGCACUCAAACAAAUCUGGAGAGCUUUCUUCAGGAUGUGGGGCUGAUGCAAUACGUCACUAAUAAACUUUCAAUGAGUACUGUACUAGAGAUAGACAAGAGGACAGUGACAGAUGAUCCAGCAUUGUCUCUAUCAGAUUUACCAUGGCUUUUUCUUAAGAAAAUUAUGAUGGUUAAUGUGACUGCAAGAAGUGUGAAAUGUGCUUCAUCAACUGAUGAGGAAGGAGACAUAAGAUUGGGUUUGUAUAGUGGUCUGGAGAGUCUUGUCCUUAACCAGGACUCUAGUCAAAAACUAAAUCCUUUAGACAUCAUAACUGGACUCUUCCUUUGCGCAGACAGUUUUCUUCAACAAGAGAUUGCAUUGAAAAUGUCUAUGUGCCAAUUCUCUGUGCCUUUACUGCUUCCUAAUUGUGACACACAGCAGAGCAUGCUGAUGCUCUGGGCCUUAAGAGACAUUGUGAAGAAGUUUAGACCACAUUCCUUGAGUAAUCAAAGAGGGUUUGUGGAAAACAGGAUUGUUCUAGCUGACUUGCCCUUAGUGUCCUUUGUAAGACUUGGAGACUGCAGCAUGUCAAAAUCUCAAAUCUUGAACAAGUUGCUCAGUAAUCCACAGCAAUAUCAUGACACAUUUGUCCACCAUAAUAUGGACUGUGGAGACAUUCCAAGAAAAAUAUCAAAUGGUUUGGUGGAGAUCAGCUGGUACCUACCUUGUGGAAGUAAAAACAUUGACAUCUUCCCAGAACCUGUGGCUUUUGCAAACUUGAGAGGUGACAUAGGUACAUUUGAGGCUCAGUACUCAUUUCUUUGUCAGAUUUCUACAGCAGUUUUUGUAUUCUUUGAUAAUUUUGACUUAAACUAUAACCUACUGACCAAUACACAUGUGAAAGCACAAUUGUUUUUGGUAGGGAAUGUAGAUACCAAAAGCUUCAAUCUGGAUUUGUUACAAAGAACAGCUAUUGCAUUAAAUUUGAAAAAAAGCAGCAUCAUUUUGAAGACAAAACAAAAUGAUGCAGAUUUUGUCAAGAGUCUGUCUUUUGCAGUUUGUGAUAUUGUUAAAAACAGUUCCAUCACAGUACAACUGGAAAAGAUGACUACAGUUGCGCAUGAAUUAGGGAUUUUGAUUGAUGAAGACAGUAAGGAGUGCCAAAAUGCAAAGGAAAAUGCAAAUGCAAUCAUCAGCAAUAUAGAGGACACACUAAAGUUUAAAGAAGAACAGCUCCCUUUGCAAGGUGAGAUCUGGAAGAAACUGGGAAAAUUAGACAAAGAAAUGUGUAGGCUUCGUAAAGCUGGGAAUAAGAACAUUGAAAUUUAUAAAAGUGAACUGAAGGAGCAGAAGACAGAACUCAGAAAGCAGCAAAACUGCUAUGAAAUGUCAGAAGCCAUGUCUUGCUUCAUAACUGCAUUGUCAAGUUCAAGUCUUGAGAGAUCCUACUUCCUAAAAUGGAUGCGCAUGAAUCUGGACAAUCUGUCUCGUGAAAAACUAUCUGGCCUUCGAGAACUGUAUAAAAAGAAAUGUCAAGAAUCAUCUGAUAAGAAGGAGGAGAUUGCAUUACUUGACAGGCAGAUUUCACACAGUUCUUUAGGAACUGAACACUUUUUGAGGGAAAUGGGUCAACUGUAUGAAGCCGCUGUCACCCUUCCAGAAAAUAUACAAUCACGACAACAAAUGCAACACUUACCCAAACUGUGUGCUAAGCUUCUUUUAGAUGGAUUUCCUCUUGAGCUAGUUGAUGGAGAUGCUUCAAAUAUACCUCUAAGGUGGAUUAGUGAUGUACUAAGAGAGUUGAAUACUUUAGUGCAACCCAAGAAUAAGAUCAUGGUCGUCACAGUAUUAGGAGUCCAGAGCACAGGAAAGUCGACCCUGUUAAACACCAUGUUUGGAGUUCAGUUUGCAGUCAGCAGUGGAAGAUGCACAAGAGGAGCUUUUAUAUUGCUAAUCAAAAUCACAGAAAGCUUUGGAAAAGAACUUAACUGUGAUUAUUUAGUGAUCAUUGACACAGAGGGACUGAAAUCUCCUGAGCUGGCACAGCUCGACGACAGCUAUGAACAUGACAACGAAUUGGCCACCCUUGUUGUUGGACUGAGUGACAUUACUAUUGUCAACAUUGCCAUGGAGAACUCCACAGAAAUGAAGGACAUUCUGCAGAUUGUGGUACAUGCAUUCCUCAGGAUGAAGGAAGUGGGCAAAAAACCCAUGUGUGCGUUUGUGCAUCAGAAUGUAGCUGAUGUCUCAGCACAUGACAAAAACAUGAGAGACAGAAAGCUUCUAUUAGAGCAGCUGAAUGAGAUGACUGAGGCAGCAGCCAAGAUGGAAAACAAGGAAAUGUACAAGAAGUUUACUGAUGUAAUGGAGUAUGAUCCAGAGACUGGUAACUGGUAUAUACCUGGGCUCUGGCAUGGUAACCCACCAAUGGCACCAGUGAAUGCUGGCUACUCUGAGGCUGUCUAUGACUUUAAAAAGAGCAUGAUGGACAUUCUUGCCAAAAAGAAAAUAUCUACAAACAAAAUUGAAGAAUUUUUGGAGUGGACAAAAAGCUUGUGGAAUGCAGUAAAAUAUGAAAAUUUCAUAUUUAGUUUUAGGAACAGCUUGGUAGCUGAUGCAUACAUGAAGCUGUGCACUGAAUUUCAUAAAUGGGAAUGGUCUUUCAAAAAGCAUAUGUACACAUGGUUAACAUCUGCUGAGACCAGAGUGGCCAAUUUUGAAAUUAUGAAAUUAAAAUCUGACAAGACAAACCUGCAGGAUUUACUGAGGUCCCUGAAACACAAGGCCUCCUUAGAGCUGGACAAACAGGAAAAAGUAAUUUUGGAAAACCUUGUUGAAUACUUUGAACAAACAGAGGGUCAUGUCUAUCUUGUGGAAAAGUACAAAGAAGACUUUUUAAACAGUGCAAAAUCUCUUAGACGGGAAACAGAAAACUCAGUGGUGAGUAAACUUGAGGCAGUUGUUGAAAUUAGGGCAGGGAAGAAUAAUUUGGACAACAUCAAGAAAACGCAUACUGACAAAAUGGAAAAGAAAGUGCUCAACCUUCUGAAGGAGCUCAGAAAAAACAGACAUUCCAAAACUAGGUCUGAAAGGCAGCUUGACAAAUAUUUUGAAAACAUAUGGCAGGAAACACUUGACGAGCUGUCAUUUAAAGGCUUGAGAAAACAAACGAUAUCUGACAGUGUUUUUAAACAAUUACGAGAGAACAUGAAACAAAAGGGAGGCUCUGUCUGUGAAAAGUUAAAUAGUGCAAGUUUAGAUGAAUAUGGCAAAGAAAAGUUCAUUGUUACACCUGAAACAUUACUAAAGAAAAUGGUAAAUCAUUUCUAUAAAUUUGAUCAAACUAAGAGACUGCAAGAGCUAGCAGAUAGUGUUACUAAUGCAUGUCUACAAUUAGUAAAUGAAAAAAAUCAAAUGAAAUCAGAUUAUUAUGACACUUACAUUCAGGAGCUCCUACAUAUAAUUGAUAAUAAAUUGACCUCAGCCAAGAGUUUAGGAUUUUCUGAAGACUUUGAACUCUCUCUUAAGCUUUACAUUUGUGCUAUUUCUGCAAGAGAAUUCCAGGCCAUGCAUGACCGUUUUAAUGAAGAGAAUGACCCUUUGCGGAGCCUUGAGCAAUUUAAAGAGAAGUACCGUAUUGACUUUAAAGAUCUGUUCAAUAAUCGUGAUCAGUGUCAGAGAAAGGCUGAAGAAUUCACAAUACUCUGUCUGAGCCCUGCAGUUGAGAGUUUUAUUUGUAACUCACUUGGUCUAGACAUUAUUGACACAAUGCUGCAAGGGGACAAUGCAUUUCAGUUUAGCACUCGAGCUUUUUUCCAGUACUCACUUUUAACGCAACUUCUGAAAGAGGGUGAUUUUCAGAACUAUGUGGCUUACAUACAAUCAUAUGAAUGGUUUGUCAAAGACUGGAUACUAAAAAAAAUUACAGACAGAUUUUCCAAAGGAAACAAACUGUUUGAGCUGGAACAGCAACAUCUUAAAGGAGCUAUUAUGGAGAUAAAAGAGGCCAUAACAAAAGCACAAAAUAUGAAAGAUGAAAAUGAAAACAUAAAGAAAUUCAUCCAAACUAUCUGCAGAAAGCUUGGAGAAAAAUUUGUAAUUCCAAAGGAUGUUUUGGAAGCAGUAAUGGUUUUGAAUAAUGCAAAACAGGACCAAUUUGCUCAUUGGCUCAUGCAGUCUGUGGAGGAAAUGGAAGAUUCACUGACGACUAAGUUUAAGAAGGAUAACAUUCAGAUUAAACUUGAAAUACUCAAAAUCAAACCACAGGAUGAGCUGUUCAAGCGUGUGUUUGGUUGUGGGAAACAGUGUCCAUUCUGCAAAGCACCAUGUGAGGCAGGAGGAGAAGCUCAUACACAUCAUUCUGCUUCUAUACACAGACCUCAAGGACUUGGUUCAUACAUGUUUGUGCACUCAGAGAAACUGGCCAUAAACAUUUGUUCCACUGAUGUGAACACCGACACUCAGUUCAGAUGCCUGGAGACCCAACAUAAGAACCAUCCUUACAAGAAAUACAGAGAGAUCUUCCCAGAUUGGCAAAUUCCUGCAGACCCCAGCAUAGAGGCCUCAGACUACUGGAAAUAUGUGAUGGCAAACUUUAAUGACAAGUUUGCACAGGCAUAUGAUGCCAAUCCUGCAGAUAUUCCUCCAGUGUGGAAAAACAUCACAAAACAACAAGCAGAAAACAGUCUGAAGGAGUGUUUUAGUAUCAAAUAA
Molecule: messenger RNA, 5322 nt
Organism: Clarias gariepinus (North African catfish)
Lineage: Eukaryota; Metazoa; Chordata; Actinopteri; Siluriformes; Clariidae
Product: interferon-induced very large GTPase 1-like
Exons: 5
Coding region: 1-5322 (1773 amino acids)
Molecular function (GO): GTP binding; protein binding
Source: RefSeq, a predicted model, not a curated record